GGAGAGACAGGCGGGGCGAGUGAGCCACACAGCCACCAGGUACAGACCGCACAGUGGCUGGCUGUCUUAUAGGAGCAGCGGAGGAGGAGGAGGAACAGCUGCCGUGAGAUGAUUACCCGGCCUUAUUAGAGGGAGGUGCAUGCGGGCACGCUCUUCACAUCUUGCACCACCACCACCACCACGAACCAUCCGGCUUGAUCAGCAUCAACUCGGGUGGGCGGCACACGACGGACACGACAGGGAGUCUUUGGAGCUUCUUCUGGACAAGCUACCACUACUUCUUACCCGUCCGUCUCUCCACCCGGCCCAUUUUUUUGUACAUUCUUUCAGGAUAUUUGAUUAAGCUUCUGAGCUUCGGGUCACGCUUUUCUGUGUGUGUUUAAAUAAAAAAAAAUCCCGCGUUUGAUGUUGUUAUAUCGCUAAAGUUCAGGAGUUCCCCCGUACCAGCGGUGCGCCUGGCAAUACCAUCAUCAUCCUCGUCUCAACUGGUAAGCUGUGAUGCGUGCCCUGGCGACGUGUCUGACGGCGUGCCUGGCCCUCCUGCUCAUCCUCCUCCGAGGCGUCGCCAGGGGCCAGGGCUCGCUCACGGUUGACGAUGCUGCGGGGGGCCCGCCGCUGCUGCCCGAGGGGACCGGCUCAGGCCCGGUCUGUGCCAGCAAGUCCGUGGACCUCAUAUUCAUCAUCGACAGCUCGCGGAGCGUUCGGCCACGCGAGUUUGAGAAAAUGAAGCUCUUCAUCACGGCCAUCAUCGGCAACCUGGACAUCGGGCCGGACGCAACGCGGGUCGGGCUCAUCAAGUACGGCAGCACGGUGCACCACGAGUUCUCGCUCGCCACGCACCGCCACAAGGCGGAGAUGGUUACUGCCGUGGAGGCCAUGGAGCCUCUGGCGACUGGCACCAUGACGGGCCUGGCCAUCGAGUACGCGAUGACGGUGGCCUUCACGGAGGCGGAGGGCGCCCGGCCGGCCCGGUCCCGGGUCCCGCGCAUCGCCAUCGUGGUGACUGACGGGCGGCCCCAGGAUCAGGUGCGGGACGUGGCGGAGCGUGCGCGCCGCGCCGGCAUCGAGAUCUACGCGAUCGGGGUGGACCGGGCCGACCCGCUGUCACUGCGCCUCAUCGCCUCUGAGCCGGCUGACCAGCACACCUACUACGUGGAGAGCUUCGACGUCAUCGAGAAACUCAGCACGAAGUUCCAGGACAAGUUCUGCGGGCCCGACAUCUGUGCUCUGGUGGCGCACGGCUGCGAGCACCGCUGCGUGUCCGGGGGUGGCGGCACCUACACCUGCCGCUGUGACAACGGCUACGAGCUCAAAGAGGACGGCAAGAGCUGCCGCCUCGUGGACCCAUGUGCACUGGAAGGGCAUGGCUGUGAGCACGAGUGUUUCGGCGAGGGUGGAGUGGUCCGAUGUCGGUGCAUGGAUGGGUUUGUGCUCGAUGUGGACAAGAAGAGCUGCCGGAUUGCGGAUCCAUGCACCCUCGGGGAGCAUGGCUGUGAGCACCGCUGCGUGAGCACCCCAGACUCGUACUUCUGCAAAUGCGACGAGGGCUUCGUGCUGAACGACGACGAGAGGACGUGCUCGAUCGCCGAUCCCUGUGUGCGGGGCGACCAUCGCUGCGAGCACCACUGCGUCCCCAAGGGUGGCGGGGCCUUUGAGUGCGAGUGCAACGUGGGCUUUGCGCUCAACGACGACAGGAGGACGUGCCGCGCUCUCGAGUGUCGCGUGAGCCACACGGACCUCGUCUUCGUCAUCGACAGCUCCAAGAGCAUCACGCCCGAGAACUUCGAGCUGGUCAAGGGCUUCGUCGGGCAGAUCGUGGGCUCGCUGGACGUGGCGCCGGAGCGCUCCAGGGUGGGCCUCGUGCAGUUCUCGCACCGCGUGCACCCGGAGUUCCCGCUGGGGCGCCACUCGAACGCCGCCGGGGUGCUCGGCGCCGUCGCUGCCCUCCGCUACGUGGGCAAGGGCACGUCCACGGGACAGGCGCUGCGCCACCUGGCCCUGAAGAGCUUCUCGGAGGGCGAGGGCGCCCGCGCGCCCUCGCAGAACGUCACGCGCGUCGCUGUGGUGUUCACCGACGGGCGCGCCCAGGACAACAUCACCGAGUGGGCCUCGAAGCUCAAAGAGAUGGAUGUGACCGUGUACGCCGUGGGGAUCGGCAAGGCGGUAGAGUCGGAGCUGCGAGAGAUCGCCAGCGAUCCGGACAAGGACCACUUCUACUACUCCACCGACUUCUCCGCCAUCAGCCGCAUUGCGGAGAAGCUCAAGCUGCGCAUCUGCGCGGAGGAAGUGAAGAAGAGUCUGUCUGUGAGCGACCCGUGCCAUUGCGAAGCGGCACUUGAGUUCAGGAAGCACGUGCUCUCCCUCAUCGAGAACCUGCAGCAAAACUAUGACAACCUGGCGAGCAAGGUGGCUCGCCUAGACAACAGCCUGCACCUCCAAGGGAAGUAGCGAGGAACAGCCGUCACGACUCGCUUCUUACCACUGCACGUGUGUGCACAGUCUGGCGAGUGGACUGCCCAUGGAGUCCCCUGCACCGCUGUCCCAUCAGCUCUUCAUACAGACACCGUCUGCCACCCACAAGUAGUACAAACGUGUCGUUUUUCCAUGCCGUUUUGCAAGGCCAUUUUCACACCGGGCAAUCGUUGAGACAAGGUGCGAGUAAGGAACAAGCCUCUAGCCAAUGGGAUCUGAGUAAAUACUUGAGGCUUGUCAAUGUGUAUGCCAGGAUGAGGUGACCUAGUAUGGGAUGGAGAAUUGGAUCGAUCUAGUAUUGUCAUUGCCCUGAUGUUAGAUAUGUGCUUGAUCAUUAAAUCCAAGUCAUCUAGAAAAAAAAAUUCCAACUUUGCCAAAUAGAUGGACAAUGUCCCAUAACGUUUGGGAGCACACAUGUGCGUUUAACACUGGCUAGACAUUUGUUAAAGAAGCAACGUUGGUCGGGUCAUCUACUGUCAUGUUGUUUCCAACUCAUUACAUUACUUGCCCUAGUGAAUAGAAAAUGUGCCAGUUGUGAAAAGGCCUUAAUGGUGCAUGGAAACAUAUUAACCACAUGCUAGCCAUGCAUGGUUAUCUUCAAAAUAUGAACUACUCUUCAUUGGGUUUCUUUUUUAUAUUUCCUCUGUAAUUGUUUUUUUAUCAACUGCUCUGCAUAUCAAUGAGUAAACAUGCAUAAACUGUAAUGAACAAGGCAAUGUAAGGACUUUCUUUGUAAAUUGAUGUUCGUGUAUUAAAAUAGUAUUCGAGCACUAGACAAUCAUUUAUCAUGAACAUUGUAUUCGUCAUGUACCCACACAAUUACCUUAACAGUCUCCUUAACGUCCUGUAUUCUUGUGGGCCUUGUAAAUAACCUCUGGGUUUUGUUAAUGCAUUGCUAUUGUAGGCUUCACAAUUACCCAACCAGAGACGUGUGGGAAUUUUCCAGGUACAGUCCAGUGCAGACUUAUUCACCCAAGGUUAUUUACGAAACGCUCAGCCAGACCACGACUGCACUUAAUAUUCCUAUGGACGUGCACCACACUUCCCGUCUCCCAUCAGCCACCAGAUUUAAGUCCUAUGUACGACGGUGAGAGUCCUCUGUACUUCAAACAGGGAAUGUAUAAAACGUUUGUUCAUCCACGAGCAUGGGCAUAUCCAUGUACAGUAUAGCAGUUGAAGCCAGCCCAUACAAUGUAUAUUGUUGUAGUGACAUGUUUUCGUGCUUUACCAAGCAAAACACACACACACUCUAGUUAAAGGACAACCUAUGAGACAACUACACCACGAAGUACUUUUAAUUUGUUUUGUAUUCUGGCGUAACAAUACUGUAUUGUGAAGUGUAGUUAUGUGAUGUAAUUACAUUAAAAAACAGAACCAAUUGAA
Molecule: messenger RNA, 3855 nt
Organism: Petromyzon marinus (sea lamprey)
Lineage: Eukaryota; Metazoa; Chordata; Hyperoartia; Petromyzontiformes; Petromyzontidae
Source: RefSeq, a predicted model, not a curated record